Molecule: messenger RNA, 2642 nt
Organism: Centropristis striata (black sea bass)
Lineage: Eukaryota; Metazoa; Chordata; Actinopteri; Perciformes; Serranidae
Gene: slc47a1
Product: solute carrier family 47 member 1
Exons: 18
Coding region: 119-2071 (650 amino acids)
Biological process (GO): xenobiotic detoxification by transmembrane export across the plasma membrane
Cellular component (GO): membrane
Molecular function (GO): antiporter activity; xenobiotic transmembrane transporter activity
Source: RefSeq, a predicted model, not a curated record
GCCUGCAGAGUUUAUGGCAUCAGGACCCUUUGUGUGCAAACAGGCAUUCUUCAUCAGAUUACUACUGAGUCCUCUUUUCUCCCUUGUCCCUCCUUCUCUCUUCUCUUUCUGUGUUUGAAUGGAGAAGCUGGGUUCCCCGGAACCUGCGCACCCUUUGCCGGGUGCAUGGCCUGUCGCUGGGGUUUCUGCUGCCAAGACUGCAAGGGCAGAGGAAGACAAGGUGCCGGUCAGCGACAAACUGUUUCGCUGUGCAUGUGUGAGACGAUGGCUCCCACUGGCCUACAGAGAGGAACUCUACCAAGUCUUACUGCUCACGGGGCCACUGCUGCUCUCUCGGAUCCUGAACUUCCUCAUGCCGUUUGUUACCACUAUAUUCUGUGGUCACAUUGGCAAUGCAGAACUGGCUGGAUACGCACUGGCCUCAGCGAUCAUCAACCUGAGCACCACUGCCACAGGCUAUGGCCUUUCCAUGGCUUGUGACACACUCAUUUCUCAGACAUUCGGCAGUAAGAACAUGAAACGUGUGGGAGUUAUUCUUCAAAGGGGUUUGUUGAUCCUGCUGAUGUCUUGUCUGCCCUGUUGGGGUCUUCUCAUCAACUCUUACCAAUUGCUGUUAGUCAUGCACCAACAGGAAGAGGUGGCGAGAAUUGCCCAACUCUAUGUGAUGGCUUUUCUACCAGCUGUUCCAGCCCAGUUCCUACAUCAGCUGCAAGUUGCCUACCUGCAAAACCAAAGGAUUAUUCUGCCUCAGAUGUACACAGCAGCAGCAGCAAACAUUGUCAACUUGGGGGCCAACUACGUAUUGAUCUUCAGCCUUGAGUUGGGAGUCGUUGGAUCAGCAAUUGCUAAUAGCCUUUCUCAGAUCGUCAUCUGCCUGCUGUUGUUUGGCUACAUCAGAUGGAAGAAGCUCCAUCAGCAGACAUGGGGAGGCUGGUCCACCGACUGUCUGCAGGACUGGGGCUCCUACAUGAAGCUGGCUAUUCCCAGUUUAUUCAUGAUCUGCUUUGAAUGGUGGGUCUGGGAGAUUGGAGGCUUCCUUGCUGGUAUACUUGGAGAGUUGGAUCUUGCUGCGCAGCAUGUGUUGGUGGAAAUAGGAUCCAUAACAUACAUGUUCCCUCUAGGUAUCCAUGCAGCUGCCUGUGUGCGUGUUGGGAAUGCUCUGGGGGCCGGGGAAACUUCCAGGGCCAUAUUCACCUGCAAAGUGGCCCUGGCUCUGUCAGGAAUUCUCGCUCUGAUCCAGGCUAUCGCCAUCGCUGGCUGUAAGUCUUUCGUUGGCUACAUAUUUACCUCUGAUGAAAACAUCGUGGCAAUAGUGUCAGAGAAUCUCACAGUCUACAUAUUUCUACAAUUCUUUGAUUCACUUCUGUGUGUCUGCUCAGGGAUUCUUAUAGGAGCUGGGAUGCAGAAAAUUGCCGCCUUGUCUAACCUGGUGGCUUACUACUGCGUCGCUCUCCCGGUGGGAAUAGCUCUGACGUUUUUUGCCAAACUCAGGAUAAUGGGCCUGUGGCUGGGUCUCCUUAUGUGUGUUUUCUUGGAGGUGUGUUUCUUCCUCUUUCUAAUCUACAGACUCAACUGGAAGAAAGUCACACAAAAGGCUCAGCAGCGAGCUGGAAAUAGAGUGGUGAUGAUACCAAAGCGUCCUGCUAGUACAGUGCUGACUGAAGCGAUGGUGCCUGGCAUCUCUGACCGCCCUACAGCCCAGCUGGACGCAGAAGAAGCCUCUAAAGCAGACGGCUACACUCCAGUCAACACCCAGGAUCAGGAAUUGAAAGCGGUUCAUGAGGCUGAGGCCAGCAACACAAACACAGGAGGAGCUGAGGGAGAUGCUGAGCAGAACAAAAAGACUUCAAAAACCAAGACUCAGGCUCCUCUUCCUCUCACUCAGCUGAUCUUGCGCCGUGGGAUGACCUUCUUGGUUUUAGCUCUCGCCUUGGCCAUAGGUGUUGCUUUCCACCUCGCUUUCCCUAUGCCGGAUCCCUCCACACUGAGCCGGGCCAACUUUACCUUGAACUGGGCAAAUGACUCCACUCCUACACCUCUGGCUCCACUGGAUCUGACCCCCAAACUCUGAGCUAUCCCUGACCUCUGAAUGUAGACAUCUAGUGUCUGAACACAGCUUUCACAGACUGAACAUUUUGAUCUCCUCAAGAGAAAAGCGCUGAAUUCAUAGUCUUCUCAUAGACCUGGGUUGUUAUUCUGUAAAACCACAACCUGACAUGGGCUACUGGAUUUUCUUUGUGCAGAGCAAAAUGCAUCUCAGUGCUGCACUGCUGAGCAAAUCCACAGAAAGCUGGAAGCAAUAUCAAAUGAGACAGAGACUGGCGGGAUGAACAAAGGUCUUGUUACAAAGAUCGUGUUUUAACCUGCUCAGCCUGAGAUGCUCAACAAGGACUACGAGACACGUUAUAAAUCCCUAACCGAGAGACCAUGUGGGCAUGAAGGAACAGAUGUUCUCUCACAGAUAGCUUUUGAUCCCCCCCCCCCAUUCCUGUCUUGAUUUUGCACUGUGACAUAUAUCUUCUUUCUUACUGACCUUUAAUCAUUUUUCAUGUUUAAACUGUGAGUGUAAGAUUGACUGUAAGUAUCUGAUGUAAAACGUACAUGUUUAAAUGUGUAAUACACUUUAUAGUUAUAUGAGCAAA